AGCGUUGCACAGCCAACGCCGAUGUUGUUUUUCUGUAUGACGACUCUGCAAGUAUCAGUAAUAACAAUCCAGCCAACUUUGGUUUGAUGAAAAAGUUUAUGAAGGAUGUUGUCGAUAAAUUUACUAAUGUAGGACCAAAAGGAACACAGUUUGGUGCCGUUUGCUUUGCACAGGCCGCCCGGAAACAUUUCUAUCUAAAUACAUACGAUACUUGUGCUAAAGUUAAGACUGGUAUAGACGGUAUCUUACCUAUAAGUGGUUUUGCUACAAGAACUGGACUUGGAAUUCAGUUUGUAUCGAAAAAUAUGUUCAAAACAGUAAAUGGUGGAGGACGUACAGGAGUUAGAAAACUGGUUAUCGUUCUUACUGAUGGGAAAGGAUCUGGUACCCCUACAUCACAGGCAGCAGCUGCUGAACUCAAGGCCACUCACAGCGCCACCAUUGUCGCUAUUGGAGUUGGAUCAAGCAUCAACUUGGACGAGCUUAAGCAGAUAGCUUCACAGGAGAGCUUUGUUUUUACUACAGAUGAUUUUGCGAAAUUGUCAACGAUUUUAGAUGUCGUUGUUGCAUCAGCUUGUCAAGGUUGUACUGGUGGAUCAUCAGGACCACGAGGUCCAAGGGGACUACCUGGGGAUAGAGGAGUUCGUGGUGAUAAUGGACGAGUUGGUGACCCAGGCAUGCCCGGUGACAAGGGAAUGAAAGGUACUGCUGGCAGUAAGGGAAUGACUGGUGACAAGGGAGCACCCGGAAAACCUGGAAAUAAUGGGCAACAAGGCGAACCUGGCCCUGAUGGCCCAGCUGGAUAUAAAGGGGAACCUGGAGAUCAAGGGACACCGGGAAAAAAUGGCGCACAAGGAAAUCAAGGACCACGUGGGUCACCAGGGAUUAAAGGCAAAAUGGGAGAAAAGGGAAUGACAGGAGAUAUGGGACCAAAAGGUAAUAGAGGUCCCGAUGGAGAAAAAGGACUACAAGGAAAUAGAGGAGAACAGGGAGAUGCUGGAAAGCAAGGAGAAACGGGCGGGGAAGGACCACCAGGCCCUGACGGGGAUAAAGGUAUGAAAGGAGAUAAAGGCGCAGAUGGCUCGAAAGGAGAAAAGGGAGACGAUGGAGAUACAGGCAAGACAGGAGAACAAGGAGAUAAAGGCGAUAAAGGAGAAAAGGGAGCCACUGGAGAAAAAGGAGAAAAAGGAAUUCAAGGUGAACAGGGUGAAACGGGUACAGCAGGCGACAAAGGAAGCAAAGGCGAAACUGGUUCCCAAGGAGAACGAGGCAAUACAGGAGCUAAAGGUGCUAAGGGAGAAAAGGGUGAACAGGGAAUGAAAGGACAGAAAGGUAACCAAGGAGCUGACGGAAUGAUUGGUAAAAAGGGAAUGAAAGGAGAAAAGGGAGAUAAAGGAGAGAAAGGACUUAUAGGAGAGAGAGGAAACAAAGGAUCAGAUGGAAUGGUUGGAGACAAAGGACCACGGGGAGUACAAGGAAUGGUAGGAGAACAAGGAAAACAGGGAUCAGUUGGUGACAAAGGAGAAAGGGGAAGCAAAGGUGAAACUGGAUUGAAAGGAGAAACAGGUAACAAAGGUGCGACGGGUCAAGAAGGUUCAAAGGGUAUGCAAGGCGACGCAGGUGAACAAGGUGAAAAAGGAGUUCAAGGUGUAAAAGGAGAAAACGGCGACAAAGGACAGGCUGGUUCUACUGGUAAAACGGGUGACAAAGGAGCACAAGGAGACAAAGGCAUGAAAGGUGACAAGGGAGGUCAAGGUUCUCAAGGAGUUCAAGGUGACAAAGGGGACAAAGGAAUGACAGGUAACAAAGGCACUGACGGAAAUCCAGGACCACAAGGUUUAACAGGUAUGCCAGGAGACAAAGGACAAUCCGGCGAUAAAGGAACCACAGGAAACGCGGGAAAUCCAGGUAACCAAGGACCUAUUGGUGAAACUGGACCGAGAGGAUCGAAGGGGGAAACUGGACCAAUAGGACCGAAAGGAACCCAAGGUCAGAAAGGUGAAAAGGGUUUGAAAGGAGACAUUGGCGACAAAGGCGAAAAAGGCGACAAAGGAAAUGCAGGAUCUGAUGGAAUGACAGGUUCUCCUGGAAUCCAAGGCCUUACUGGCCUACAAGGCCCAGAAGGUAUGAAAGGAGAACGUGGCACGAAGGGCCCGAGAGGUGUCAAAGGAGAUGAUGGUAUGAAAGGACCAACUGGAGACCAGGGACCAGUAGGUGAGAAGGGCAAGACAGGAGAUAAAGGAGUAACAGGUGAAGAUGGAGCCCAAGGACACAAGGGACCAGUCGGAGACGUUGGAGUACAGGGACUACAGGGAGACAAAGGAGCCCCUGGUAAUCAAGGAGUUCACGGAGAUCCAGGCAAGAGGGGCGACCAAGGAAUGAAGGGUGGAAAAGGAGAUACUGGACUACCAGGUAUACAAGGACAACAGGGAGCGAUUGGAGACAAAGGCAAGACUGGCGAAACCGGUGACAAAGGCAUAACGGGUGAUGAUGGAAUAGCAGGUAGCGAGGGUCCAAAGGGAGAAAAGGGUAAUAAAGGAGCAACUGGGGUUAAAGGAGUUAGAGGUGAUGUCGGGCCACAAGGCCUUCCAGGAAAAGCUGGCAAAAAAGGCAUGGACGGUAAACAAGGGCCUGAUGGCAAGCAGGGACCACAAGGAGACAAAGGGAUCAUUGGAGAACAAGGACCUCAAGGUCCAAAAGGUAACAAAGGGGCUAAAGGAGAUGAUGGACCACACGGAGAACAAGGAAUUCGAGGUCCACAAGGUCCAGCAGGAGACAAAGGAGAUAAAGGUGAACAAGGUAUGAAAGGCCCACAGGGCAAUCCAGGUACAAAUGGAAAGAAUGGUGCACAGGGCAACAAAGGCGAGAAGGGCAUACUUGGCGACCAAGGCGCUCCUGGAAACCAAGGCCCAGUAGGCAAACCUGGUGCUCAAGGAAAUAAGGGUAUGCGAGGGGAUAAGGGUGACACUGGCGACAAAGGAGACAAGGGAUUACAAGGUGACAAAGGUCUAAUUGGAAACAAAGGUGCCACCGGUGAUAAGGGUGAUCAGGGCGCUAAGGGACAGCAGGGAGAUGCGGGUAAACAAGGCAAUUAUGGAGCCACAGGAGAAAAGGGAGACAAGGGAAUGCAGGGAGAAAAAGGAACGAAAGGAGAAACCGGAAAUAAGGGGACAACCGGAAACAAAGGAUUGAAAGGAGAAAAAGGCGACAAAGGAGCAGAUGGAGACAAAGGGGCACAGGGAAUGAAAGGCCUGGAUGGUGAUAAAGGACUUACAGGCACACAAGGAGACAAAGGAGCUAGGGGCGACAAAGGAAUGCAAGGAAAACAAGGAGAGCAGGGUGUCAAGGGAGAUAAGGGUGAAUCUGGAAAGGAUGGUAAAGAUGGCAUGACGGGAGACAAAGGCGCAAAGGGAGAUAAUGGAGACAAGGGACACAUUGGAGAAAAGGGAAACAAAGGAGAACACGGAGAGAAUGGAGAAAAGGGAGACAAGGGUGAACAAGGUCACAAAGGAGCACAUGGAAAGAAUGGUAAUGAUGGUGCAAAAGGAGACAAGGGCGACAAAGGUGACAAGGGUGAAAUUGGAGACAAAGGAAUAAAAGGUCAACAUGGUGAAAAGGGUGACAAAGGAAUCAAAGGAGCUGUCGGAGAUCAAGGCGAGCGUGGCGACAAGGGUGCCGCGGGAGACAAAGGAGAAAAAGGUGACAAAGGACAAAAAGGAGAUGUAGGAAACAAAGGAUUCAAGGGAGACCAGGGUGCACCUGGAAACAAAGGACCGACGGGAGAAAGAGGUCUUAUGGGUUUCAUAAAAGUUAUAUGGUCUGGUUAUGGAUGGACAAUGAAACCAUUCGUGAAAGGAUACCCUCCAACAUCAUACAGACCUGUAGGAAAGACUGUGCAGGCAACCGCUGAAGGACUCGCUGGUAUUAAGACACAGAUCAACAAUUUCAUUGCUAAAGGUAUUCCGGGAGUCCCACCAAACGGGUCCAAAACAGGAGGAGCAACUUCAGGAGGAACCAGUGCCGCUUACCCCCAUCAUAUUGAGACAAAAGUUGUAGCCAAAGCAUACUAAAACUAACUCGACAUAUUUUAUACAUAACU
Messenger RNA from Mytilus trossulus (common blue mussel), 4099 nucleotides. Its product is annotated as collagen alpha-1(I) chain-like. The coding region runs from base 87 to 4070 and encodes 1327 amino acids. Lineage: Eukaryota; Metazoa; Mollusca; Bivalvia; Mytilida; Mytilidae. The transcript has 19 exons. The record is from RefSeq and is a predicted model, not a curated record.